UCUCCCUUGAGAGACACGCCUACUUCCGUGGAAUCCCUCAAGGAUUUGAAGGAGGUGUGGGCGAGGCUGCUCAUCUAUGCGGCCGGUAAGUGCCCCAUGGAGGAGCAUGCACGGCAGCUUGGAAACGGAGGAGUGGAGCUUCUCACCGUGGUUGGGUGCCUCAUGAUGCAUCAGCAGCUAGGAGAUGUGGGAGAGAAGGUGGAGCUCUCACUGUCCGGUUUUCUUCCUGUACCACCACAACCAGCAUCGUUAACAGGUCAUAUGAGAGUCAGGCCGAUCGUCCACUUGCCAGUGCCAGCAUCAGUCCAGCUCCAGCCCCUCUACGCCUUUGAAUUCGUUCACGAUGAUCACCGGAUGGCGACGUCGGUUAAGCCCCUCUCAUUGUCAUUAGUUGGAAUGUGGGAGCCCGACAACCCCGAACCAAGUACGGCAACCCAAGUUACCCCGGACCAGAGUACAUCGCAACCGAGUACCUCUGGUGGAACUAAUGUGGCACUGGAGAUAGAGGAAUUAGCUGGUGGGCACCAAUAGACGGAUGCCAGUAAAUCUCUCUCUGCCUGGGGUCCAAACCAUCACAGAGGGGCAAAUCCCAAUGGCUUCAUCUUCAUCCACAUCAGCAGCAGCGGUCUCUUCAUCCUCUCCGGCGGUUGAUUCCAACGGUGUGUAUGCAACAAACUUUUCUGCUUGAUUACUUCAAUUAUUAUAUUUGCCUGUAAUGCGCUGUUCGAUGAACUUCGUGUCAGCUCAGCU
This is a messenger RNA of Aegilops tauschii subsp. strangulata, 750 nucleotides long. Lineage: Eukaryota; Viridiplantae; Streptophyta; Magnoliopsida; Poales; Poaceae. The record is from RefSeq and is a predicted model, not a curated record.